This is a messenger RNA of Thunnus maccoyii (southern bluefin tuna), 3014 nucleotides long. RefSeq names its product nicotinamide phosphoribosyltransferase 1 (gene nampt1). Bases 121 to 1596 code for a protein of 491 amino acids. Gene Ontology annotation, biological process: NAD+ biosynthetic process. The transcript is spliced from 11 exons. The record is from RefSeq and is a predicted model, not a curated record. NCBI's taxonomy places the organism in Eukaryota, Metazoa, Chordata, Actinopteri, Scombriformes, Scombridae. Gene Ontology annotation, molecular function: nicotinamide phosphoribosyltransferase activity.
GCCCCCUUCGCUCGUCCUUCCCCCUUUGCUCAGCUCCACUACCAGGCUGGAGUCCCGGCAGCACGGCGCGCAACACAACACACUGACAGCUGCGACUGACUCACAACCAAGGGGGGAAAGAUGGAGCACAGAGACGCCGACUUCAACAUAAUGCUAGCGACGGAUUCAUACAAGGUAACACAUUACAAACAGUACCCCCCCAACACGAGUAAAGUGUACUCCUACUUCGAGUGCCGUGAGAAGAGGACAGAUUCCACCAAAAGCAGAAAAGUCAAAUAUGACAAAACCGUCUUCUACGGCCUACAGUACAUCCUCCACAAAUACCUAAAAGGAAAGGUAGUGACUCCAGAGAAGAUCCAGGAGGCAAAGGAGGUAUACAGAGAACACUUCCAAGACGAUGUUUUCAACGAGAAGGGAUGGAAUUACAUUUUGGAGAAAUACAAUGGACAUCUGCCUAUUGAAAUCAAGGCAGUGCCAGAGGGGAGCGUCAUUCCUCGAGGCAAUGUUUUGUUCACAGUGGAGAGCACAGACCCUGAAUGCUACUGGCUCACCAACUGGGUGGAGACCAUCCUGGUGCAGAUCUGGUACCCCAUCACAGUGGCGACCAACUCGAGAGAGCAGAAGAAGAUCCUCGCCAAGUACCUCCUAGAAACCUCUGGGAACUUGGAUGGACUAGAGUAUAAACUACAUGACUUCGGCUACAGGGGCGUCUCCUCACAAGAGACUGCAGGUAUCGGGGCCUCCGCCCAUCUGGUCAACUUCAAGGGCACAGACACGGUCGCCGGCAUCGGAGUCAUUAAGAAGUACUACGGCACCAAGGACCCCGUGCCAGGCUUCUCAGUGCCUGCUGCAGAGCACAGUACCAUCACAGCGUGGGGGAAGGACCAUGAGAAAGAUGCCUUUGAGCACAUCAUCAAGCAGUUUCCCAGCGUGCCCGUAUCCAUAGUCAGCGACAGCUACGACAUCUACAACGCCUGUGAGAAGAUCUGGGGCGAAGACCUUCGGGGGCUGAUAGAGUCGCGCAGCGCAGACGCCCCGCUGGUUGUCCGACCAGACUCAGGAAACCCACUUGAUACGGUUUUGAAGGUUUUGGAGAUCCUGGGUAAGAAGUUUGCUCCAGUGGAGAACUCUAAAGGUUUUAAGGUGCUCCCACCUUACAUUAGAGUCAUACAAGGAGAUGGAGUGGAUAUCAACACACUGCAAGAGAUAGUGGAGGGUAUGAAGCAACACAGGUGGUCCAUUGAGAACAUUGCCUUCGGCUCUGGAGGGGCUCUGCUGCAGAAACUGACCAGAGAUCUGCUCAACUGCUCCUUCAAAUGCAGCUAUGUGGUCACUAAUGGCCUCGGGGUGAAUGUUUUCAAGGAUCCAGUGGCAGACCCCAACAAGAGGUCAAAGAAAGGCCGCCUGUCUCUGCACCGGACUCAGAGUGGAGACUUUGUGACCCUGGAAGAGGGCAAGGGCGACCUGGAGGAGUAUGGCGUGGACCUGCUGCACACAGUCUUCCAGAACGGGAAGAUUGUGAAAACGUACACAUUCGACAAAGUCAGAGACAAUGCGAAGCUCAAAGACAGUGAGCUUGAAGAGCUGCUGCACUGAAGCACGGCGCUAUGAAUCCCUUUCCUACCACCCUAUCCUCGAAACUACCCCUCCCUGUCAUCCUCUGAACCCUUCACCUUCUGGCCUCCAACGUCACCCCAAAAUAUGGAGGUAGCGUACACUGCUAAUAGACCCCACACCCGAAGCCUGAAAACUCCCCCAAAAUGUUCCUAAAAUCUUAAAAUUCACAGAAAUUCACCCUCAGCUCAUAGUUCUCCACCGGAGUGGGGAAUGAGAGAUUUGGUAACUCACACACCUCUGAUGAACGGCAAAACACCUCAAUGAGUUUGAAAGGGGGGAAAAAAAGAGAAAGAGAAGAUGUGUGAGAGGUACAGUAAGCGGCAGGAAUGACAGACGUGUAGAGGGAGAGAAGCUGCAGAUUAUGACGAUAAACCAUGCAUUCACAUCCCCGUGCUGCUGCCCCGCCGUCAAAUCCAACUACGACAUGUUGCACUAGGCUGGACAUAUGGCAAGGUAAGAAUGUGUUUGGCUGCUGAUAGGCAAUGUGUCAGCAGACUUUUCCAUGCCGACACACAAAACAAACAAACAAACAAACAAGAUGAUUGUAGGAGUUUCUGGGCGCUGCACGCGGAGUGAAGCCAUGGUGAGUCAAAAGCGAGACAUGUCGUGAAAGAAAGAGAUGAAAUGAGAGAAAUAUGAAGCCACACCCACACCAAUGACCGUGCCCCGUGUAUUGUGUACAGAAGUGUUUAGAAAAAAAACUACAUGUCUGAAUCUACUUAGCUUUGUCUUUUAUGUGAAGAAAAGAAAACGAUGAUCACGGUAUAUAACGGUGCACCGAUAACAUUGACUGACCACGGCUAAUAUUGUAUGUUGCUUCUACUUUGAGACAGAAAAUUAUGAACACUUAACUUAACUAUGUAUUUUACCGUAAUUAUGGGUGAUGAAGGUAUUCUUUUUUUUUUCCAGCUCUCUUACUUUUUAAUCAGUAGUUAUGGCCAAAAUUAUAAAAGGCCAAAAUGUAUCAAGUACUUCCUGAAUAUUUUGUACUCUUACUCUGCCAAAAAAAAAAAAUGUUAUUGGUGCAUCUCUGAAGGUAUAGAAAUGAUCAUCUGCUUGCCAUUAUGUUGCCCGCAGAGCAUUCACAUCAUAAAUGCCCAAUCCACAAUCCAAUCAUACCACAAAAUCAUAAAUAUCGUACAUGGAGGAAAGGUUUUUUCAUUCUCAAAGUGAUGUGAAAAGCUCAAUUUCCACCAAUAAUUUCAGAGUCCUGGAGAAGCCCAUAAUCUUAACAAAACUACUGUAAGUGAGUUAGAAAGAUGAGAUUUUUCUGGUUGACUAGGAAGAGUCAACAUUUUUGGAUUGGGUCUUCAUAGUGGCGAAUGCUCUUGAAACCAGUCUUUGCUGUAUAAGACCAAGAGUUGAUGUAAAAAAAAAAAAAAAAAAAAAAAAAUACA